AUGGAAAAUUUUAAUAUUUCUAAACAACUUUUGAACUUACAUGAAACAACUCGACGUUUCUCAGCUUUUACCAUUGACCGAGACUGUUGUCAAUCUCCAACAAUCUUUUCAACAAAUAUGGAUGAACGGGUUAUCCUCAAUGUUGGUGGGAUAAGACAUGAAACAAGUCAGACUACUUUAAAAAAAAUUCCUGCUACUAGACUUUCAAGGUUAACACCAUCAUUAGCUAAUUAUGAUCCAAUAUUAAAUGAAUAUUAUUUUGAUAGGCAUCCUGGAGUUUUUCCUAUGAUUCUUAAUUAUUAUAGGACUGGAAAACUUCAUUAUCCCACUGAUGUUUGUGGACCUCUUUUUGAAGAAGAAUUAGAAUUCUGGGGUCUUGAUGUUAAUCAGGUUGAACCAUGUUGUUGGAUGACAUAUACACAACAUAGAGAUACUCAAGAAACAUUAGCUGUUUUAGAUAAAUUAGAUUUUGACAUUCCUGAAGAUGAAGAUCCACAAACACGUGAACAAAGAAUAAUGAAAAAAUUUGGUUGGGAAGAAGAAUAUUGGCAAGGUAAAAUAACAACAUGGAUGCGUAUUAAACCACAAAUAUGGGCUUUAUUUGAUGAACCAUAUUCUUCUAAAUUUGCCAAAUAUAUAGCAAUAAUAUCAGUUUGUUUUAUUAUAGUAUCAAUAGUAUCAUUUUGUUUUAAAACACAUUCAGGAUUUAAGACAUCUAAUAUUGUUAUAACAGAAAUUUAUCCAUCAAAUUAUUCAAAUAAUAUUGAUGGAUCAUCAAAUUAUUUAUCAGUUGAUAAAACUAAUGUUGAACCUUUUUGGAUAUUUCCACAAAUAGAAUUUGCCUGUAAUAUUUGGUUUACUUUUGAAAUUAUUAUACGUUUCACUUUUUGUCCUAACAAAUUAAGAUUUUUUAAAAGUCCUUUAAAUAUUAUAGAUUUAAUAGCAACAAUUAGUUUUUAUAUUGAUGCUAUUCUUGUAAGAUUAUUAAUUAAUGAUGCACCAAAAGAUGUCGUUGAAUUUUUAUCAAUGAUAAGGAUAUUAAGGUUAUUUAAAUUAACACAACAUCACAGAGGUCUUCAAAUUUUAAUACAUACAUUUAGAGCUUCAGCUAAAGAAUUAAUAUUAUUAGUUUUUUUCUUGAUUCUUGGUAUUGUUAUGUUUGCUGCUUUAGUUUAUUAUGCAGAGAAGACAGAAACCAAUCCCAAUAAUCAAUUUAAUUCUAUUCCUCUCGGUUUAUGGUGGGCUAUUGUUACAAUGACAACAGUUGGUUAUGGUGAUAUGGCUCCAUCAACAUUUUUAGGAAAAUUAGUGGGUAGUUUAUGUGCUAUUAUGGGUGUCCUAACGAUAGCUCUUCCUGUUCCUGUUAUUGUAUCGAAUUUUGCUAUGUUUUAUUCACAUUCACAAGCUAGAGAAAAAUUACCAAGAAAAAGGAGGCGUGUUCUUCCCGUUGAGCAAGUUAGACUUCAGGCACGAAGGUAUGCUCAAGCAAUGGAUGGUUUAUGUACUGGUAGAAGAAGAAAUGCUAUUUCUCUUCAAAAUGAAAAAGAAAACAAUAAUACAAUGGCAACGACACUAAAAAUAAGUAAUAAUACAACACCAUCAAAUCACAAUAAUAACAAUAAUAAUAAUAAUAGUAAUAAUAUUAAUACUACAACAAAUGGAAUAUCAUCAAAUGGUGAGGUUAAUCUCCAAGAUAUAAAAUUAACACAUUUAAAAUCAGCAGUGAAUAAUGAAGAAAAAAGCAAUACUGAUAGUACAAUAUCAUCGCUUCCAACAGGAAACGUUUAA
Strongyloides ratti is the source of this 1788-nucleotide messenger RNA. RefSeq names its product BTB/POZ-like domain and Potassium channel family and Potassium channel tetramerisation-type BTB domain and Potassium channel, voltage dependent, Kv family and Potassium channel, voltage dependent, Kv3 family and Ion transport domain and BTB/POZ fold domain and Voltage-dependent channel, four helix bundle domain-containing protein. Gene Ontology annotation, cellular component: axon; dendrite membrane; neuronal cell body membrane. Gene Ontology annotation, biological process: potassium ion transmembrane transport; protein homooligomerization. The record is from RefSeq and is a predicted model, not a curated record. NCBI's taxonomy places the organism in Eukaryota, Metazoa, Nematoda, Chromadorea, Rhabditida, Strongyloididae. The transcript has 5 exons. Gene Ontology annotation, molecular function: protein binding; delayed rectifier potassium channel activity. The coding region runs from base 1 to 1788 and encodes 595 amino acids.